Messenger RNA from Symbiodinium pilosum, 927 nucleotides. Lineage: Eukaryota; Dinophyceae; Suessiales; Symbiodiniaceae. The record is from the annotation of a GenBank genome assembly.
AUGGCGAUCGCGCUGCAGGCAAUCCCGGCAGUUGUCAUCUUGCUGACCAUGCCUUUCCUGCCGCGCUCUCCAAGGUGGCUGGUACAGCAGGGACGAUUGUCAGAGGCCAGCGAGGCUCUGACACUCCUCCGCGGGAGCCAGACGGCCGAGAAGGAGCUUGCAGAAAUCGUCGAGGAGUUCAAGGCAGAGUGUGCCGUCGACAGUGGAAGCUGGGGCGAGGUCUUUAGCGGACGGAUGGCACUCCUCGUGGGCAUUGGGGCGUCCCUGCAGAUGCUACAACAGCUGGUGGGGAUGAAUGCUUUCAUGUACUUCGGCCCCCGGGUGUUCAAGCAUAUGAACUUGGAUGCCAAUCUCUUCCAGACGAUCGCCAACGCAACAAACAUGGUCUUCACACUCCCGGCGCUCUAUUUCAUCGAGAAGACUGGACGUCGAUCCCUCUUCAUUGCUGGUGCGCUGGGAAUGGCAGUGUCCAACUUUGCUCUCGGCUUCCUUGGACUCUACGGCACCACAGGCAGUGGUGAGAACAUUGAACCUUCCUCGCCGCUGGUGGGCGCGGUGCUGGCAGCGAUGGUCCUAUGCUUCAUCGCAAGCUUUGCUAGCACCUGGGGUCCUGCGGUUUGGGUCUACUGCGCAGAGAUGUUCCCCCUUCGGCACCGGGCCCAAUGUGUGGGAGUGACGACCAUGACCAACUGGGUCGGCAACUUCCUCAUAGCUCAGUUCUCUCCAAUCCUAAUGACAGCGAUUGGAUUUGGGACUUUCCUCCUCUUUGGUGCUUUUUGCAUUGUGGCGCUUGCUCUGGGCAUCUGGCUGCCGGAGACUCGCGGCGUGCCACUGGAACAGAUUGGGACCUGCUUCGACGAACGCUUUGGUCUGGUGGAGGGCAAGGAAGACACGGAAGGCUACGGCGCCGUUUCAAAGAGGCUUUAG